ACGCCGCCGCCCCCCACUCUUCCGCCACCGUCGUCUUCUUUCAAGCAAACAAAAAUGUCGAAUAUCGACGAGAACCAUCAUAAGGAAGAAAAUCAAGAAGGAGAACAAGUGAAAGAUCUUACAUUUGAAGAGCUUGGAUUAGACCCUCGUCUUAUUCGUGCCCUUACAAAGAAAAAUAUCGAAAACCCCACUCCAAUUCAGCAGAUUGGGAUUCCAUUGAUCCUCGAGGGGAAGGAUGUGGUUGCUCGAGCGAAAACGGGUUCUGGUAAAACGUUCGCUUACUUGCUUCCUUUGAUUCAGAAACUCUUAUCGGAUAACAACAAUAAUAAUAAUAAUGGUUCAUCUUCAAAAGCCCUAGCUCCCACUGCCAUGAUUCUUGUACCCUCUCGAGAGCUCUGCCAACAAGUUUAUUCAGAAGUGUUGUCACUAAUUGAGCUAUGCAGAGUGCAGCUGAAAGUAGUUCAGUUGACGGGUGAACCAAGUUUCUCUGAUAUGGCGGCAGCAUUGGCAGGGCCUCCUCAUAUUCUUGUGUCUACCCCAGCCUGUGUUCAAAGGUGCUUGUCAUCUGGUGUUCUUAAAGCACAAUCAAUUCAGGAUUCACUUUCGAUUCUUGUUCUUGAUGAGGCAGAUCUUCUUUUCACUUACGGAUACGAGAAGAAUCUUAAAGAUCUUAAGACUCACAUUCCUAUAAAAUGCCAGUGUCUUCUCAUGUCUGCUACCUCAAGUGAUGACGUUGAGAGUUUGAAGAAACUUUAUCUACACAAUCCCUACAUUCUUACUUUACCAGAAGUUGGUGAUGCGAAGGAUGAAAUUGUCCCCAAAAAUAUUCAGCAAUUUUGGAUACAAUGCAGUGAUCGAGAUAAGCUUCUCCACAUCCUCGCACUUUUGAAGUUGGAUCUCGUUCAAAAGAAAGUCUUGAUAUUUACAAAUACAAUCGACACGAGUUUUAGACUGAAACUGUUUCUCGAGCAGUUUGGUAUAAAAUCUGCGGUGUUAAAUGCUGAGUUGCCUGUAAAUUCACGUCUACAUAUUCUUGAGGGAUUAAAUGCUGGGCUUUUUGAUUAUCUGAUUGCAACCGAUGAUAGUGACUCAAAAGAGAAGGAACAAACUGAUGGCAAUAACCAGGCUGAGAAGAAAAAGUCCAAGAAACAUAAGAAGCGGAAGUUGGAUUCCGAGUUUGGUGUUGUUAGAGGCAUAGACUUUAAAAACGUUCAAACGGUCGUAAAUUUUGACAUGCCUGCAAGUGCGGCUGGAUAUGUACAUCGAAUUGGGCGUACCGGAAGAGCAUUUAAUACCGGUCAAUCUGUCUCAAUUGUUUCUCCCGAUGAGAUGGAGAUAUUCGAAGAAAUUAAAUUGUUUUUGGGAGAAAAUGAAGAUAAUGACGUAACACAUAUUGCUCCAUUUCCACUUCUUGAGAAGAACGCAGUGGAGUUUUUACGAUAUAGGGCUGAGGAUGUUGCAAGGAGUGUGACGAAAAUUGCUGUCAAAGAAGCACGAGCCCAGGAUUUACGCAAUGAAAUUCUCAAUUCUGAGAAGCUGAAAGCUCAUUUUCAAGAAAAUCCACGCGAUUUAGAACUUCUGAAGCACGAUAAGCUUCUAAGCAAGAAAGCGCCUGCACCCCAUCUACGUAAUGUGCCUGAAUACUUGCUAGAUCCAACGACUCAGCAAGCUAGCAAGUUUGUCAAACUCACCAGAGCUGCCAUGGGAAGAAAUAACAACAAUGGCAACCGGGGAUCUAAGGGCAGGUUCAAAAAAGCUGGAGAUCCUCUCAAGACCUUUUCUGCAGAAGCUAAAGGGAUGAAGAGGAAAGCCAAAGGCGGCAAGGAGUUCGGCCCCAAACAGAAAAAGAAGCAAGACGUAUAACUUCUGGAAGGAAAUUGUAAAGCCUGGAUUUAAAUCCACCACAAUUUUGUAGUAUCAUUGAAUUUAGUUUUACUGCAAGAUAUGAGUUCUUAAACUGUAGUACUGUACCUUUGUGGUAUGUUUCCGUAUUUUUAGAUUAUUCGAUCUCAUUGAAUGACAAGAUUUACGACGAUUA
This is a messenger RNA of Cynara cardunculus var. scolymus (artichoke), 2038 nucleotides long. RefSeq names its product DEAD-box ATP-dependent RNA helicase 16. The transcript has 15 exons. Gene Ontology annotation, molecular function: RNA helicase activity; nucleic acid binding; ATP binding. Bases 55 to 1863 code for a protein of 602 amino acids. Gene Ontology annotation, cellular component: nucleolus. The record is from RefSeq and is a predicted model, not a curated record. NCBI's taxonomy places the organism in Eukaryota, Viridiplantae, Streptophyta, Magnoliopsida, Asterales, Asteraceae.